UGUUCCCGUCUGGGUACCAGCUCCCUUCAGCCGUGCAGGCGGCAGCGCCGGAGGCCAGCGGAAGGACUCAACUUGCUGGAAUUUUGCAGGUCUGUUAGAACCUUCCGAGGCCAUAAAAGUAGGAGAAAGAAGCAGACCAGAUCAAUACCAGAAGUAAUUGCAUUCAAAGAGGAAUAAGCAGGAAAGAAGAAAGAGAGGCACAAGAUGAAACCCUGUCAGAAAAUUGAAGAAAAACCAGACAAUGAGAAUGAACCAAAGCUGGAGGAAGAGCCAAAGCCCGAGGAAAAGCCAGAGGAAGAGGAAGAACCAGAGGAGGAGGAAAACGCAGAAGAAACUUUUAGAGAAAGGCUGAUUCAAUCUCUCCAGGAUUUUAAAGAAGAUAUACAUAACAGGCAUUUGAGCAAUGAGGAUAUGUUUAGGGAAGUGGAUGAAAUAGAUGAGAUAAGGAGAGUAAGAAACAAACUUAUAGUGAUGCGUUGGAAGGUCAAUAGAAACCAUCCUUACCCUUAUUUGAUGUAGUUUACCUUGAUUUCUGUUUUAUCUGAGAUUAACAUUGCUAUGUAGCUUUCGUUUUAUUAGCAUUUUUCCUGAUAUAUCUUUGCCCAUCUUUCUACUUUUAACCAGUUGCUAUUAGUGGUUUUAGAUAUAGCUCUUGUUAUCUGCAUCUCAUUGUUUAUUGUAUUUUGAACCUAUCUACAAGUCUCUGUCUUUGAAUAAGAGAGAUUUACUCACUGUAAAAAAGAAGUUCCUGUUAGCAUAUAAAAUGGGGGGAAAAGGUUAUUAAAUAAUAUGUGAAUAUCAUAUUUUUGAAUAAGGUAAAAGUACAUUUGUAUAUUACAUAUAUGCUCAUUAAAGCUUGGGAAGAAUAAGAGACAAAAAGUUAAGGCAAGCUGGGCAUGGUGGCACAGGCCUAUAAUCCUAGCUAUUUGUGAGGCUGAGGCAGGAGAGGAGGACCACAAG
Marmota flaviventris (yellow-bellied marmot) is the source of this 960-nucleotide messenger RNA. It is a transcript of the gene Tceal9, whose product is annotated as transcription elongation factor A like 9. The record is from RefSeq and is a predicted model, not a curated record. Lineage: Eukaryota; Metazoa; Chordata; Mammalia; Rodentia; Sciuridae.